Molecule: messenger RNA, 2509 nt
Organism: Xenia sp. Carnegie-2017
Lineage: Eukaryota; Metazoa; Cnidaria; Anthozoa; Malacalcyonacea; Xeniidae
Product: cytosolic phospholipase A2-like
Exons: 18
Coding region: 16-2211 (731 amino acids)
Biological process (GO): glycerophospholipid catabolic process
Cellular component (GO): cytosol
Molecular function (GO): calcium ion binding; calcium-dependent phospholipid binding
Source: RefSeq, a predicted model, not a curated record
AAUCUGUAAAGUCUGAUGGUGUGUAAAUGGAAACAUUGCUUUGCCUUAAAAAGCUGUGGUCUGAACGGAGAGAUCAUAGAUCAAACCUGUUACCUUGAAUUAUCUCAACAUUUUUUCUUCGAACUGUUUAAAGACAUGAAGCUUAAAGGUUAUGAAAAAUUUAAAAUUAAAGAUGAGACGGUGAGAGUAUUGCUGGUCACAGUGGUAAAGGCAGAAAAUGUUACUGUUGGCAGGAUUUCUGAUUUUCUGGACACACCAGAUCCAUAUGUGGUCUUAAGAGUUCGAACCAGUCCCAACCAGAAGCAAAGAACCACAACAAAAUGCAACACCUGCAAUCCGGUCUGGAAUGAAACAUUCUCGUUUUACUUGAAUAACGAAAAGAAAAAUGUUUUGGAAUUUGCAAUGGACGAUAAAGACAUUCUAUCCGACGAUCUGGUUGGCUCUAGUAUUAUUGAGUUGGAUGAAAUCACUGAAAACAAAGAAAUUGUAAAAUCGGUCAAAGUGAAUCAGAAAACAACUCUUGAACUAAAAUUGAACAUCAAAACUGACGUGAAAAAGGAACUGAGAUUGAGCUACGAUUUAUGUGAGGAAGAAAAUGAAUUUCUGCGUAAGAGAACUAAGCUAAUACUGGAACACAUGGCCAUAGUUCUUGGAGAAAAAAAUGCUCCAAGAACAGAACACGAGGUUCCUGUGAUUGCUAUCAUGGGAUCAGGUGGUGGCUACAGGGCUGCAUGUGGAUUAUCAGGAGUAUUUAGUGCACUUCAGGAAUCGGAUAUACUAAAUUGUACCACAUAUGCAGCCGGGCUCUCUGGCUCAUCAUGGUACUUAUCCACACUGUAUCACAAGCCUGCCUGGCCAUCAAGCAUCACUUGCAACGAUAUGGCUGAUGAAUUGCGAGAAAGAUUUAACACAAGUCCCUGGGAUCAUCUUCGCCUAAAUUUUAUUUCGCGUAUGAGAGCAAAAGAACGACGGGGACAAAUUACGAAAUUAGUUGACCUGUUUGGAUAUUUCAUUGGGGAUAGCUUACUUGAUAAUGCUGACGCUAAAUUAAGCGAUCAACGUAAUCGAGUGAAAAAUGCGUAUGCUCCUUUGCCCAUCACAGCCGCUGUCCGUGUGCGCUUGGAUAAGCCUGCCAAAGAGUUUAGUGAAUGGGUUGAAUUUACACCCUUUGAAUAUGGUUUUGCCAAGUAUGGCGUGUUUGGAAACAUAAAAGAUUUUGGAGGGAAAUUCUACAAAGGACAACUUGUGAAGGAAUAUAAUGAGCCACCGCUGUCUUAUUUGCAAGCAAUAUGGGGCAGCGCAUUCAGCAUAAUUUUGAACACCCUACACAAAAAAGACAACAAGAAAGAACAUGAAAUUCAUAGCGAAAUGGCCAAACAUGCUUUAACGGAAGCAACAGAAUGCAAAACUGAGGAAGAGGACAGUGAUAACGACGACGACGAUGACGAAACAGAAAAUGAAAGUGAAGAUGGGCCAAAGUCACCUGACGAUGUAUACGAAAGCAAUAAGAGUUGGUUAUUGGAAGCGCUAAACCCACAUAACUUGAUGUCAACACGUCGUGGAAAAGCUGCAGUGGUUUUCAAUGUUUUGCGGGGAUUGGAAUUCCAAAAAGAUCAAAAUGAUCACUAUGACAAAACGACCGGAAAUCAUAAAACUAUUUGCCUUGUUGAUGCCGGCAUUGCCUUUAACUCUCCAUAUCCAGUCCUGCUACGACCUGAGCGCAAAGUAGAAAUAAUUUUGUCGUUUGAUUUUUCUCAACGAGACGGUGGAGAUAAAGAAAAACCUUUUUCUGUUCUAAAGAAAGCAGAAAAGUGGGCGAAGGAAAACAGGCUUCCCUUUCCUCCAAUAGAAGGAAACCCAUUGCUGGACAAUCCCGAGAUUCAAGAAUGUUAUGUCUUCGAAGAUGUUUCAAAUUUAAACUGUCCAGUUAUUUUACAUUUUCCAAUUAUAAAUAAAACAUUUAGAGAAUUUAGCCAACCGGGUGUACUUCGUAUGACACAAGAGGAUAAGGAGUUUAGUAACUUCCAAAUAUUCGACGAUCCCGAUCAACCAUACUCAUCGUUCAAGUUUGAAUACACCAAGAAACAUUUUGACCGACUCCAUCAACUCAUGAAGUAUAACACUUUGGCAAACAUGGAAACCAUUAAAGAAAAGAUUUCUGCCAGAGUUCAAUUAAACAGAAAUAAUACAAAAACCGAGAAGUGUUUUUGAUCAACUUACUAUAUUAUCAACUUUGUAAAAUAAAAUUGGGCACUAAGAUACAACGGUUUCAUUUGCACAGACGUAAAGACUUAAUUGGCACAAUCAAACAAGUAUUUUGUUGUAGCUAAAUUGUUAAAUUAUUGCGAACAAUGCGAUAGAAGGAAGUCGAUCCGCCUCAAACUGCGAACAUACUUUAAAUGAUGAUCUGGGAUAUUGGGAAGGUUGUCUUUACUCAUGAUACUUUUAGUAUAGAUAAAAUUAACUGCAGAUAUUUUUUACUGAUUUUAAAAUAAAGCACAAAAAACAA